UUCCUACCGCAGAGACUGCUGGACGGCGGGCACACGGUGGAUGUACCGUACACAAAGUCACCUAAUGGCCUCCCGUGGCAUUUACCAGUAGUUAGCUCCGCUCAGAACUCGCUUUUUAUCUCAAAGUGCACUGGACGCAACACUAUGAGGUGACUGUUCUGCGGUGAAUAUGGGUCAGAUAGAGGAAGCCAACAUGUCCUACGGUGAUGUCCUCACCUACCACAGAGAAGUGCUGGUGUCCAGGCUGAGGAGCAUUCAGUGCAUCCUGGACAACCUGUCGGCCUGUGGCUUCGUCUGUGAGGAAGAUGUUGAGAUUGUGCAGCAGACAGCCACCAAGACAGAUCAGGUGCGCAAAAUCUUGGACCUGGUCCAGUGCAAAGGGGAGGAGGCCUGUGAAUACUUUAUUUACAUCAUAUAUAAAGUAUGUGAUGCAUACAUAGACCUCCAGCCAUGGCUGAAAGAGAUCAACUACAACCCAAGCAAUGACGUAGCAGUGAUGGAAGUGGUCAACACAGAUCCCAUCAGCAGGUAUAGUGAGAAGUUGAGGCAUGAGAUGAGCCGGGACACCUGCUUCAUCAUGUCAUACGGCCAGAGAGAGGAGACCCGUCUGGAGGAGCUAUACACUGACACACUGAUGGAACUGUUGAACGACUGCAAUGAAAGUCUGGGCUUCUUGGAGAGUCUGGACCAGCUCCUAGGAGACAACGCGGUCUUCAACCCUGAAGGUGAAACCAUCUUUGUGAUGGGGGAUGCGGGUGUAGGAAAAUCCAUCCUACUGCAGAAACUCCAGAACCUCUGGUCCAAGAAAGGGCUACAGACAGACGCCAUCUUCUUCUUCAAGUUCCGCUGUAGGAUGUUCAGAAUCUUCAAGGACACAGAACAGAUCUCCCUCAGAGACCUUUUGUUCAAGUACAACUGCUACCCAGAUCAUGAUCCUGAUAAUGAGGUGUUUGAUUACAUCCUGCGCUUCCCUGAGAAGGUUGUUUUUACAUUUGAUGGCUACGAUGAGAUCCAGGAGGAUCUAGACAUGAUCAAUGUACCUGAAGUGGUCUCACCAGAAGACAAGACACAUCCCCUCCAGCUGCUCAUCAGCUUGCUAUGUGGGAAACUACUGAAGGGCUCCCAGAAGGUGCUGACGGCCCGGACAGGGGUCGAGCUCCAGAGUAGGGUGAUCAGAAAGAAGGUGGCUCUGCGGGGGUUCUCCCCUGCUCAUCUGAAGACCUACAUCAAUCUACACUUUAAGGAGCAGGAGCACCGAGAGCUGGUGUCAGUUCAGCUGGAUGCCAGCCCCCACCUCUGCGGUCUGUGCUCCACCCCUCUGUUCUGCUGGAUUGUAUUGAAGAGUUUUAGGCAUCUGCACACCAUGCAUGAUAGUUUUUAUCUACCUGAAACCUGCAUCACGCUCACUGACAUCUUCCUCCUGCUGUCCGAGGUGUUCCUCAGCCACUCAGCCUCAUCUGCACCAUCCCUGCUGAAGAAGAGCACACGGUGUGCCUCAGAGACAUUCAGACGGGGGCUCAGGCCUCUCGCGGCAUUUGCCAAACUAGCACUCCAGGGUAUGGAGAGAGGAAGCUUCAUUUGCAGCCAGGAAGAGAUCACUGAGUGUGGGCUGACAGAGGAGGACCUGACUCUGGGCUUUCUUCGACCCGUCAGUGAGUAUGAUACCAGUGGAGGCCCUGCUACCUUUGAAUUCCUCCACAUCACCCUCCAGUCUUUCCUGGCGGCAUUCGCUCUUGUGUUGGAUCAGCAGGAUGCUGCCAACUCCAUCCUCAAGUUCUUCACAGAGUGCAGCAGGAAAAGACAACCAUCCUGUCUGCCGUUUGACUUCUGUAUCAAUGCCUCAAAGCCCAGUGAAAAGAAGCCAUUUGACACGUAUGAACACCUUCAGUUCACUAAUCUGUUCUUGAGUGGACUGCUGUCCAAGGCUCACGCCAGCCUGAUAGAGCAUCUGGUAUCUCCUGUCUUUUUAAAGAAAAAACGGGCCUUGCUAAAAUCCUACCUUUCCACCAGUGUGAAGUCCCACCUCCAUGGGUUACCCAGCUACAACGGUGAGGAGGGCAAGAAAGUCCACGUUUUACCCAACUUCCUGUGGAUGCUGAGGUGCAUCUUUGAGACAGGGAGCAAAGACAUCGCUCAGAUGACGGCAAAAGGCAUCACUGCUGGAUUAAUCAAGCUGGGUUACUGUAACGUGUUCUCAGGUGACUGCACUGCCCUGAACUUUGUACUGCAGCACCGUCAGAAGCUCCUGGGGCUUGACAUGGACAACAACAACAUCAGUGACUAUGGGGUGAAGCAGCUGAGGCCCUCCUUUUGUAAGAUGACAGUAGUGAGAUUGUGUGUAAAUCAGCUGUCUGACAGCAGCAUUGAGGUUCUUGCAGAGGAGCUGUGUAAGCACAAAGUUGUGGAGGUCUUGGGGCUUUACAACAAUCACAUCACAGAUGUUGGAGCCAAGCUAGUUGCUCAGAUAAUCGAGGAAUGCCCAAAGCUGCGGGUUGUCAAAAUUGGUAAAAACAAGAUCUCUUCUGUUGGUGGGAAGUAUUUGGCCAGCGCAAUUCAGAAGAGCACUUCCAUAUUUGAUGUGGGCCUGGAUGACGGUCUGGAUGUUUUUGCUUGCAGAAUGUGGGGGAACGGUAUCGGCGAUGAGGGAGCAGACGCAUUUGCAGAAGCUUUGAGGCACCACCCUAGUCUUACCAACCUCAGUCUCUCAGCCAAUGUCAUCACAUCCAAAGGUGGGAAGUGCCUGGCAGAAGCCCUGAAAGAGAACAGUGUCCUCAGGAUAUUCUGGUUAGUGCAGAAUGAGAUGACUGAUGAUGCAGCUCCACACUUGGCUGAGUUGGUCCGAGCAAACACAGGUUUAAGCCACCUCUGGUUAAUCAACAACCAGUUCACUGUGGACGGGAUCAAACACCUCGCUGAGGCCCUCGCUCACAACACAGCACUCAAAGAGAUAUGUGUGAAAGGAAACCAGCUCUCUGAAGAGGAACAGAAAGAGUUUGUGGCAGAGAAAAGGCUGCGGUUCCACUGACUGGCCACUCAUGGGAAACGUGUGUGUUGGGUAAAAUAUGUAUUGCAUGUUCAUCUGCUUUAAUGGAAAUACUGUACAUCCAUUGCAUCAUGUGUGUCAUGUUUCAUGUAGGGGACGUUUACCUGAAACUUUGACAAAUGUUUGGCAGUUUUACAAGACUGGAAAAGAGGAAGUGGAAGCACAGAUGAACAGGAAGAAAACAAAUUGAUGACUUCCUUCUUUAUGAACCUUAGUAUAGACUUUAGGUUCAUGUUUUGUAUGAAUGUGUAAUAACUAUUUAUUAUUUGACUGUUACACAUGGUGUUACUGUUUGUGUGAUAGCUCUACCCUGUGGCAGUUGGUUCCCAUUAAGGGUAAAAAGACUGAUGACACUGACUGUACAUGAACAAACAUGGAGCUUAGUUCAACAAGAAAGACUUCCGUAUUCAUUACUUCCCAUUUUGCUCCUCAUCUCUGUCCCUCUAUACACCUUUUUCACAGCUCAAAUUUUAACUUGUCAAAGCAGGAAACUCAAAACCAAUGAUGGCUCUGUUCCAGUGUUCCAGCAGUCUGUAGUAUGACUGUGAGCCACAUGGACAAUAGCAGUGGCAUUUCUAAACUAUGAAAAAGGCCUAUUAUUCUUCCUCAAUGAACUAUGUAAGGGAACUCCUCCCUGGUUAAUGUGAUCUACAGCUGACAUUCCUCACACAGGAGAAGAUCACUGAUCGUCUACGUUUUAAAGGGGCACUCAAGCCAUUUAUUAAUAUACUUGCAUAAAGCAAGGGAACUUAAGAGAGGCAGACUACAUAAAUGUUCAAAGUAGUCGAGUAGCUGAGUAGUUGGGGUGUCAAAAUAUUGUAUCAAUAUUUUGAAUUGUACUGUAACCGCUGCAUUGUGAUACACAGCCCUACUGAGUUCAAUCCUUAAGUGCCCCUUUUAAUCACCUAUCUGCUGUGGGUAAUUAGACCACAACAAUCAUCAUCAGUCUAGAUGAACAAACUACCCUUUGUUGACUAAACUUUCAUUUCACUAAGCUCCAUGUUUGACAGAUUUGUGUUGGAAAAAGAAGCAGAAUAGGACACUCUUCAGACUGAUUAGACGGCAGAAUUUUUACUUAAAAAUUUGGAUUAGCUUCAAACACAAUAACAAAAAAUGCAAUAAGUACAAGAGAAUGAUUGGUAUUCAAAGAUUUUCACUCUUAAUUUGUUUUGUACACAGUUUUACAGAAAAGGAAUAUUUGUUAGGAUUUUCUGUCAGUUACAUAUUGAACAACACACAUUCUCUGUUACAUUUCAUUAGCUAAUGUCUGUUGGGGCUCAGAACUGGCAAGAAAUAAAUUAUGAAAAUGCUAAAAA
Messenger RNA from Dicentrarchus labrax (European seabass), 4359 nucleotides. It is a transcript of the gene nod1, whose product is annotated as nucleotide-binding oligomerization domain containing 1. The record is from RefSeq and is a predicted model, not a curated record. Gene Ontology annotation, biological process: regulation of apoptotic process. Gene Ontology annotation, molecular function: protein binding. The transcript has 12 exons. Lineage: Eukaryota; Metazoa; Chordata; Actinopteri; Moronidae. Bases 170 to 3025 code for a protein of 951 amino acids.